UGCUGUAUAGAUAUCUUAUUGUAGGUGUGGGCUACUGGAAUGGCCACAAAAUUCGAUCAAUGGCGGCAGUGUGCUAGCCGUGGCUAUAUGGGCCAUGUCAAGCGAGUCCUCGUGCUCGGGUACGCUGGGCGCCUACUCGCAAUUAUUGACUGCGUCGGGUAUUCUAUGGAGGAGAGCAGUCUCCAAUGCGACCUUGUGUAGUAGGUCACUGCCCUUAGUCACGGGGUCAUAACACAGCAGCAGCAGCAACAGCAGCAGCUCCAGCAUCUCGCCAUCCGCCUGACAACUCACAUACCAGAACAAGCACCGCGAGCGACAGUCGAGAGGCGCGCAUAUCAUGGCAAGCAACUCCCCCAGAGUCGAAGGCCACGAGCCUUCGCUCUCCUUCGAAGGAGCGGGCAACGCCCAGGUGUCAGACGCCACCGAUGAUCGAAAAACCAUUCCACUACCCACCCCAAACACAUGGCUCACGCAACAGCUCCCCGAACAUUACUCGCUAGAUCUUGAAACCCAGUCAUAUCAAAGUCUUCACAAUGCGGGUUUCUUUUGGGGGGAUGAUCAGAUCGCCACAUACCCAUCGCUGACCGCGUCACCGGACAUGCCCACCACCAACACUCUUCCAUACCCACCAACACAGACACACCCUCUGUACCACACGCACGAGCUACCCGUGGGUGGACACAAGUUUACGACAAGCGACACGUCUGCAACAACUUAUCAAGCUCAUCCCGGGAUGCGUACGUUGACUCCAGGAAACGUCGCAGAGAGCGGCCUCGAAGAAAGGCCGCUCCAAUCCCCCAUGUUCAGCCAGCGCAAUAUCACAGGGCUGCGCACGGCUCAGAGCGCGGUGGACAUGACCAACGUCGCUCCAUCCAGCUGGCCCCACGGUAGCGGCAGCCUUCCGUCGGAAGAAAUGCACCGCACAGAAAACCCUGUCGACGAGAGUCCUUCCGGCAGUGAAGCUGGUGAUGACAGCCCAGGAGACGUGAAGCUCAAGGUCAGCCGAGAGAAGAAUCGCAUCGCGGCGGCAAAGACGCGUCGGAAAAAGAAAACCAAAGCCAAAGAAAUUGAGGAACACGCGCAACAGAUUGAACAAACCAAUGUGCGACUACACCAGGAACUGCGCACGCUCCGCGAUACCUUUUCCACGCUCCGCUAUUGUGCGUUGUCGCACGAUCCUACGGCGGGGUGUACAUGCGUGGGCAUUCAUCAGUACAACGCACACAUGGCCAAAGAGGUUGCGAAGGAAGUCGCCAAGAAACUUUAGAAUGGCUCAGAUAGGUGUGUUUCGAGGGGGAUUGACUGGUGUUGUGAAAAGCGACCCUUUUCCCACCAAUCUCCCUAGGGAACAGAAGAAGCAGAAGAAGAGACAACACCCACGAUAAUACGAAGUCACGAGUACCAUGAUGAAAGGCUGGUUGGUUGGUUGGAGAUGGACUUGGCCGCGCCCCCGCGAUGAUAUGGGUGUGGGUACGGGUAGGUAUGGGUAUGGUAUGCGGAAGGAAGGGAGGGAG
Sphaerulina musiva SO2202 is the source of this 1514-nucleotide messenger RNA. RefSeq lists its product as uncharacterized. The record is from RefSeq and is a predicted model, not a curated record. Bases 338 to 1267 code for a protein of 309 amino acids. Lineage: Eukaryota; Fungi; Ascomycota; Dothideomycetes; Mycosphaerellales; Mycosphaerellaceae. Gene Ontology annotation, molecular function: DNA-binding transcription factor activity, RNA polymerase II-specific; RNA polymerase II cis-regulatory region sequence-specific DNA binding. The transcript is spliced from 2 exons. Gene Ontology annotation, biological process: regulation of transcription by RNA polymerase II. Gene Ontology annotation, cellular component: nucleus.